AUGCGGCUCAGCGAGAGCAGCUGGUCAUCCAGCGCGAGCGGGCUGCUCGUAGCGCUCAGUCCCAGCUUGCUCAUCUUGUGCACCUAUCUGGGUACAUGCGCAGCGCUGCUCGUAUGGGUGUACAGCAAGGCUUCGUCUGCGUCUGCGUCUGCGUCUGCGUCUGCGUCUGCGUCUGGCGUGUCCAGCAAGCGUUCACGUUCACGGCUGUGGAAGGUGGGUAGCCUGCUCUCGCUGGCUUUCACGUGGUAUUUGUGAGUGCUCGCUCACGCGCCGCUAGAGGCUUCCAACGAGCGCAUACACGCGGUCGUUGACCCCAGCUCCAAUCCACCUCAGCAUGCUCGCAUUUCUACGCUACUCAUACGUAGACUAUGUGAAUAGCAGCCGCACGCUCAAAGCAUCCACCUUGCAAUGCCUCAAGGAUUGGCUGGACAAUACGCGUCUGUUCGAACAAGCUUGGCUAAGGGUGGUGCAAGGUCCCCGCGAAUGGUGGUUCUCCUCCGAAAUUUGCGUCAUCACGACAGGUGCUUGGACAUUGUGGAUAAGAGCAAGGCGUGAGUGUGCGCUCCUCUCCUUCUCGCUGCUUGCUGGGAACAGCGAAGCUAAAGACUGCGAAUCUUGGCUGUCCGCAUGUAUGCGCGUAGAGCGCCAAGGCAAGCUCAGGUAUCCUGCCGCGUACAUGGUUCUGGGUCAGAUCGUAGCCAUCAGCGUUGCUGCUGCCCUUUCCUUUCUUGCCGUAGCCGAGGAUACUACAGAUGCAAGUACAAGCCCACCAGACGACUCUAGCUCUUCCAGCGCACCUGGAAAGGGAAGACGCCCUCAAGACAAGAGGCAAAACAGCGCAGCAAGCUGGGUGCUGCUUUUGGAAUUGGUCUUCUUUGCUGCUGGGGCAUGGGCAGUGUCUUCGCCUCCACGAGACUUGCUGCAGAUCCUCACCAUGCACAUCUUUCCUCUUCUUCUCGUCCUUUUACCUCCAAGCGACGCACGUCAUUUUAGGUUUCUCGCCUUGGGGCUGAGCAUCUACGCUGCCGCUUUGCGCAUUCGAAAUACGUUAGCAGUGUUCACGACGCUUCAAGCACAAGAGACGUUCAUCGAAGCGCUCUGGAACACUUUCUGGGCGCAUCCUGCUCAAGGAAGCAUCUCUUCGGACCAUGUCGCCGUCUCUCAGCUCGUCAGCUCUCGCAUACUCUCCGAGUGUUCGAGCUCGAGCACAAUACGCGCAAAUCGGUCAGGCAUAGCAUUAGCCAGCCUCACGCCGCUACUUGGUCCAGCUUGUACUCUCGCCGCAUGGGUCGCCAUUACUCAUGAGUAG
Molecule: messenger RNA, 1309 nt
Organism: Ceraceosorus bombacis
Lineage: Eukaryota; Fungi; Basidiomycota; Exobasidiomycetes; Ceraceosorales; Ceraceosoraceae
Source: the annotation of a GenBank genome assembly